AAACUGGAUGCAGAGAUGAUGCUCCUGAUGCGGAAAUGGAAGAUAUAAAAAAUUUAGAUAAUGCUAUGUUACUUGCAGAAGAGGUCAAAUUUAAGCCAAGGUCUGAAACAGAAGAUAGAAAUGAUGCUUCUGAUGCAGAAAUAAUUGAAGUAAGACACAAAUAUAAUGAAACACUAUUUGAUGAAGAUGAAACAUAUAAUCACGACGUUGAAAGAGAAUGCAGAAACGAUGCCUCUGACGAGGAAAUUCUUGAUCUAAAACGCAAUAUCAAUCAUAUACUGCUUAAUGAAGAUGAACAUUAUAAUUCAAGUCUUAAAACAGAAGGCAGAUUCAUAAAUGAUCGUUGUAAUGCGGAAACAGUUGAGGUAAAACAUGACGUCAAUGAUAUAGCAUUUGAUGGAGAUGAAAAAUAUAAUCCCGACCCUGAAAUAGAAUCCAGAAAUGAUACGUACGAUGUGGAAAUGGUUGAGGUAAACCAGGAAGUCAAUAAUAUACCACUUGAUGAAGAUGAAAAAUAUAAUCCUAACCCUGACACAAAAUUCAGAAAUUAUAGUUGUAAUGCGGAAAUGGUUGCGGUAAAACAUGACGUCAAUGAUAUACCAUUUGAUGGAGAUGAAAUAUAUAAUCCCGGCCCUGACAAAGAAUUCAGAAAUGAUGCAUACAAUGUGGAAAAGAUUGUGGUAAACCAGGAAGUUAAUGAUAUACCACUUGAUGAAGAUAUUAAUUACAAAUUAAACAUAGAUCCUAGCAAACUAGAAAAUGACACACACUCUCAUAAGGAGAUAUUGCAUCUAAAAUGUCCCUCUCUUAUGGAGUUAUUUUCCAAUGAGAGCACCUCAUCAACUAUAAGAACAAACAGCCAAGAUACUGAUACAAAUUCUAGGGGGCAUCAAAUGAAUGAAAACAAAUACCAUCAAGAAUAUCCAUUCAGUGGUUUUAGAGAUUUGCCAUCUCCCAUUAAAAAAGGGACCUCAACAGCUUUUUCAAUGCAUAGCCAUAAUUCGAUAAAUGACACUGAACAACCUGUAGAGUUUUCAUUUACUGCGUCAUCCUGCCAAGAACCUGCUGCACUAAAAAAAACAAAUCUCAAUGCUGUUUUAACAGCACCUAAAACCAGAGAAGAUAAUGUAGAAGUAAAAAAGAAUUCUCAAAACCUACACAGUGAAAACAAUAAUUUAUUAGUUUAUAUGCCUGGCACAUUCUUAAGUCAACAAAGUCAACAAACAGUAAAGGAGGAAAUCUAUAAGAAUAAAAAAGAUUUUCCUUUGGAGCUGACUAAGGAAAUGCUAGGGUGUAAUCCGGAUGUCGUACGUUUGAUACCAACAGAGAAGACAACACUAAAUGAUGAAUGCAGCCUAACAAUGAACCUGUGCAGACCACAAACUGCAACUCCUGGCUUCGAACAAGAAAAACAAUCAGACUCUGCUAGCAACUCUAAUGUGACUUGCGAAAACCCCCAAAAUACCCCUCUAUCAUUUAGUGAAUUAAAAAGAUUAUACUCAAACAUUCCGCAAAGCUUUUUCCAUCCCACGAAAAAGUUGUCGGCUAUUGAAGAAAAACAUGAGCAAAAAGCAUCAGAAGACAAUUAUGUCUUCACUCCAGAUGGUAAAUUGCCCUUGGUUACAAAGAGCUGUGAAAAUAUCCAUGAUCGAGUCUCAAUCCAGAGACCCAAACUGAAAAACAAAACACAAAGCAUGUUGUGCUUAUUAACAGAGUAUUAUUCAUCAACACUUCACAGCUCUGAAAAUGGGCCAAUUGAAGAAGUGUCCAGAGGAAGCUUUAUUCGCAUACCCAGGGGUCUUCAGGAUAUAGGAGAAGCCGUGAGGUUUCAUCUGACAUUAGGAAACUGUUUAGAGUUGCUCAAGUUCGCAAGAAAAAACAGUGUACCCGAACUUCUGAAAGCAGUUUAUACUGUAAUUAGUGAUAACUAUCUUCAUGUGCUAAAGAACUCUGCCAUUUAUGGCCAACUUAGUGGCUUGGACAGGGAAAGGAUCCUGCAGUUACGUAUGAGGAGGAAGCCUUCUCUUUGUGUUGUUGAAAUAAAGAGCAUCUUUGGUUGGAAUAAAACUUGUCAGACCGUUGAAGAGACUGAUACAAUUCAAUCAAAAACUCAAAUUUACACACUGGAUAUGGAACUAAAUCAAUGGGACACUAUAACCAGUAUUCCAGAAGAAGCAUGUCUUAAAGGGUGCAGCAUCUGUUCAAUGCACAACUAUCUGUUCAUUGCAGGAGGCAUUCAAAAUUCAAGUGGAGUUUCAACCUGUUCAGACAAAUUAUUUUGUUAUAACCCUCUUACAGACAUCUGGAGCCAACUCACAUCGAUGAACCAAGCACGGUCUCAGCUGAAGCUAAUUCCAGUUGAUGGUCACCUUUAUGCUAUUGGUGGACAGUGCUUACAAACAGUGGAAAGGUAUGAUCCUAGGUUGAACAAAUGGACCUUCAGGUCCCCACUUCCCAAAGGUUCUUUUGCAGUGGCCCAUGAAGCUACAGAAUGUGGAGGAGAAAUCUACAUUUCAGGAGGUCAUUUAUUUUAUCGCCUUCUAAAGUACAGCCCCAAUAACGACAACUGGGAAGAAUGUCCUUUUAAUGCCAGCAGGGGACGCUCUUGUGAUAUGGUGGCUGUUAAGAAUCACCUUUAUAGAUUUGACAUGCAAAGAGACUCAACAGUCAACAUCUUCAAAUACAAUACUACAGCAAAGAUCUGGACCGAAUAUUCAGCAAUCUUUCCAGCGAGUAAGAUGCCUUUCAGAUGUGUAGUACUGAAUAAUACAAUCUACUGUUUAAAUAGAGAGACAACUACACAGUUUGCAGAUGGAGAUGGCAAAGCGGUGUUUGAGCCAGUUGUCUUAAGUAAUUUUCCCACCAGAGGCCUGGUGGGAACUCCCUACCCUUUUGUGUUAAGUCUGCCUGGCCCAAUAUCACAGACAUCAGUGUAACAUGUUGUUCUUAACAGCAGGUAUACAAAUAUAUUGUGCACCACAUAUAUACAUAUACUCUAAGGAAUAUUUGCACUAGAUAAGUGCCUUCUGUGCUUUUUAUGAAAUAUUUUAAAACCAGUGCAGUAUUAAGGUGAACCUGCCAUGAGAGGUUCAUUUUUCUCACUCCUAUUUACGUAUAUCUUAAAAAUAAAUAAUAUAUUAUGAUACAAUGGUUUUUGGGUUUUACACUAGUAGUACCACCGACACCAGGUUCCUCCUACCUUCCAUGACCAGCAAUCCAUUGGAAAGCAGAACACCACUUCACAAAAAAGUGCCUCUUUAAUACUCACACACAGGCUUUAUUGUCAAUGCAUAGACGUAUGAACAGAAUGACGUCUGUCAUUCCAUUCACAUGUUCCUCUGACAAAGCACAAGACAAAGUGGUUUUCCUUGUGAGUCAAUCCUUGCAAACACACUAUGUCCUCAGCACAGGAGUGUAUGCAGAUAACUGAAUGACUGGUGAGGGAAGGUGACAAUUAAAAGAACACUACAGACACCAUAAAUACCAGAAUUCUCUAUAGUGGUUAUGUUGCCAGGAGUGCCCUGGCUUCCCCCCUUUUAAUGGAAGCUCCGGCUUAGGAGCUUCUGACAUCUCCAG
Pelobates fuscus (common spadefoot toad) is the source of this 3576-nucleotide messenger RNA. RefSeq lists its product as uncharacterized. The coding region runs from base 36 to 2936 and encodes 966 amino acids. The transcript has a single exon. NCBI's taxonomy places the organism in Eukaryota, Metazoa, Chordata, Amphibia, Anura, Pelobatidae. Gene Ontology annotation, molecular function: protein binding. The record is from RefSeq and is a predicted model, not a curated record.